Messenger RNA from Dermacentor albipictus, 1756 nucleotides. RefSeq lists its product as uncharacterized. The record is from RefSeq and is a predicted model, not a curated record. Lineage: Eukaryota; Metazoa; Arthropoda; Arachnida; Ixodida; Ixodidae.
CGGGAUCAAACGCGUUGGGCCGCCGCCACGGUCGAAAAUCGCCGGAGCCGAUGUCCCAUGCGUCCGCUCGCUACGCGCGCUGGUAGCGUCCCCACUUUCGGAGGAGCGAGCGAGGAAGGCAACGUUCAGAACUAUGGGGCCGCCGCCGACGAAGAAGCAUCGUGCGACCUCUCGAAGUCCGCGCCGUUCGCCGCGGAAGGGAACCGCUGCGGAAGGACAGGGAUACCGGCGCUUUGACGCCAGCAAGACCAGAAGCCGGUCCCGGUCGUCGGGACCGACCGCCAGCCGGCGGGGACAAGCCGGCGGAGGCGGCGGCGGCGGCUCACCGGCUUCGCGUUCCCGCCUCCUGGUCCUGGUCAGCGGCCUGGCCGUCUCCACAUUCUGCGUGCUGGUCGCGUUCUUCGUGGUGUACACGGUGCGCAGCGCCGGUACGCUGGCCACGGCCGCGAGGCGAAGCGACCCUGCAGGCGGCGCGCUUGGGCCAGCCCGGAGCAAGCGCCCGCAGCACGGCGACUUCGCCGCCGCACCUGCGGGAGUGGGCGUCGUCAUACCCGAGAACACCAGGUUCGUGUGCGUGUACCACGAGCAGAACCGACGUCCCGGCUACAGCCCCUACACGUUUCCGCACGCCUACUGCCACGUAGUGGCCUACUGCUGCCUGUCUGUGAACACGGCGCCCGAAGAUACACUGGCGCUGCAGAGCAUUGCCGCCCUAGCCAGCGCCCGUAAGCCGAUCGCAAUCAUCGUCAAAGUGGGUGCCGGCCAGACCGACACCGACCUGACCGCGCUGUUUGGCGCGUGGCGUGCGGCCCAGUUCACGGCGAGGCUGCUGGACGUGCGGCGACGCACGGGGUUCUGCUGCGCCUACCUGCACUGGCGCCGGCCGUCGGCCCUCUACCGGGAUCGCGUCACGCGCCUCGCCGCCGAGCUGCGCGUCGCCCUGCGGGACCACGGCGUCCGCCUCGGCUUCGUGGUGGACGCUGCCACCGCCGGGGCACUCGACGUGCGCGCACUCCUGGCCACCUUAGGGCGUGACUCGCUGCUGGUCGCUCCCGCCCCGUACCCGUCGUCCUCGCCAGGCGCCCUGGGUCCGUCGUACCACGGCUACGAGGCUCUACGGUGGCACAGCCGGCUAGCCGAGCUGGGCGGAAACGCGAGCGCCGGCGCCUGCCACACCGUCAGCUUGGCCGGCGUGGCGAUGGCCGCAGCCAACGCUACGCUAGUGCCGUACGAUCGCAUCUGCACGGCACGCUUUCUCAGGACGCCCAGGACAAGCAGGGACGGCUGGUCAUCGGUGGGUCGCCUGUGGGGCUCCGGCACCCUGGUGUCCUUCCUCUCCCCGGCCCGGGCGCGAUCCUUCGUUGCCGCCGUGCACGAGGAGGCGGGCUCGAGCUGCCUAGGCUUCUGGGAUCCCGAGCACGACGACUUCGCCGGUCGCUGCGGGGGGCCCGAGUACCCGCUCAUAGGGUCCAUUGUGAAACGACUCGACGAUGAGCAGAGACUUACGCCUCCGAGAGUCGUCUCACGCUGGUUGCGGUAUUCGUUCCUCACGGGAAACCAUACAGACGCCGGUGGUGCCGACUCCAUCACCUCCCUGGCGGGCACACGUUCUUCCUCCUGCAGUGUGUCUCCACGGAGGUGCACAAAAAACGUGGAAGCGUCGGCAACCGCAGCAGCAACAGCAACGAAAGCGCGCUAGCUUUCUGCCAGUCUCCUGGGCGCUAGCUACUCGGGCGCAAAUUCCAUCUGGGUUAGC